AUGCGUCGGAUACUGUCCAAUGUCUGGCCGAGAGCGGCGGCCGCUAACCACGGCCAGAUCCAGCUGCUGUCCGACCUCCACCUCGAAGUCGGCCAGCAGUACGCCUCGUACGCCGCGUUCCCUCAAACGGCGCCGUACCUGCUCCUCGCCGGCGACGUCGGCCGGCUCACCGACUACCAGCCAUAUGCCGCCUUUCUCGCCGCCCAAGCCGCGCGCUACGACAGAGUCUUUCUGGUUCUGGGGAACCACGAGUUCUGGGGCCUGCGCUACGAGGCCGCCAUCGACACGGCGCGGCGGCUGUGCGCCGAGCCAGCGCUGCGCGGGCGCGUGGAGCUCAUGCACCGCAGGCGAUGGGACUGUCCGCGGACGAGGCUGAGCGUCCUGGGCUGCACGCUGUGGUCGCGGAUACCACGGGAGGCGUUUGCGGCGGUGAGGGACAAGGUCAGGGACUUUCGGCGCAUCGAGGGCUGGACACCCGAGGAGCAUGUCAGGCACCACGAGGAGGACGUCGCGUGGCUCAGGGACGAGAACUCGGAAACUCAAGAAAAGAUGUCGGAUGAAAGCCUCGACCUCAAGGCUGCCUCGGAGGCCGCCGUGGCCAAGUUUCAGCUUGAGCGAGUCCUCAACCAAGACCAAGCCGGCCGCCGCACAUCCCUGGUCGGCACGGUCGACGGGAAGCCCGCGCUGCUCAUCCUCGAGCGCGCCACGUUCCCGACGACAGAGGGCUACCUCGGCCGGCUGCCGGGCUCGCUCGCGCGGCUGCAGAACCUGGGCGCCAACGACGUCUACAGCUGGCACAUGGCGCGUGCGGGCGCGGACGCCGCGGGCGAGACGGCGGCCGACUUCUACCCCGACCUCAAGAUCAACCUCAUCUACCCGUGCACGGAGUCGCAUGUCAAAAAGUACAGCAAGCAGGGGGUGCGCUUCGUGACGGAGACGCCCGCGCUGUACCGGGACAAGAUCCGGCCGUACAUGCAGAGCAAGCGCGACCAGGGGCGGCUGAACUGGGUCUUCAACAUCAUCGAGGGCCACAAAGAGGUCGAGGACAUCAUCUACAGGACGCCGCUGGGUGCGGCGGGCGACGAGGGGUUCUUGCUGCUGCCGGACUUGAACUGGGAUCGCUCGACGCUCGACGCGCUGCACCUGCUGGGGCUGGUCGAGCGACGGGACCUGUGGUCACUGCGGGACCUGAAGAAGAAGCACAUUCCGUGGCUGCAGCACAUGAAGGCCAAGUUGACCGACGCGACGGUGGCGACGUAUCCUUCUAUUGAGGCGGACCAGCUGAAACUAUAUGUGCACUACCAGCCUACAUACUAUCAUUUCCACAUUCACAUUGUGCACGUGGCGCUCGAGGCGGGCGCGACGCAGGCGACGGGCAAGGCGCGAGCUGUGGACCCAGGUCUAUGA
Molecule: messenger RNA, 1407 nt
Organism: Akanthomyces muscarius
Lineage: Eukaryota; Fungi; Ascomycota; Sordariomycetes; Hypocreales; Cordycipitaceae
Exons: 4
Coding region: 1-1407 (468 amino acids)
Biological process (GO): deadenylation-dependent decapping of nuclear-transcribed mRNA
Cellular component (GO): nucleus; P-body
Molecular function (GO): hydrolase activity; RNA 7-methylguanosine cap binding
Source: RefSeq, a predicted model, not a curated record